This is a messenger RNA of Prorocentrum cordatum, 1684 nucleotides long. The record is from the annotation of a GenBank genome assembly. Lineage: Eukaryota; Dinophyceae; Prorocentrales; Prorocentraceae.
GAAACGGUACCUCACGGCCAAGGAGCAAAACGACCAGACCCGCAUGGAUGAGAUCCUCGCAGCUUGCCCCGAGGCAAAACCAGCUAAACCAGUCGCAGCACCAGAGCCAUCAACAGGACAGAAACUCCAAGAGGCAGUCGCGGAGCUCAACCGUCUCCAGAAGCACCACGACAAGCUGGCCAAACAGCUCAAGCGUGCUACCGAGUACCGCAAUGACGUGCUCCAGAGGAUCAGCACCAACGUAUCCGAGCUGGCCGACGCGAAGAAGCACUUCCAAGAGGCCAACGCCGAUGUCGGAGGAGAUGCAGCCGAAGCACAGCCAGCCAAGAAACCGGACGACGCGGAGGAGGAGUUCCCGACCUUGGACGAUGAGGAGUUGGCCAUGCUGGAUAGCAAACAGAAAGAGGAGUGUGAGGCAAUCCAGAAAGAAUUCCAGAAGGCCAGGCAAUACAUCGACGGCACGAAGACAGCAGUCAUCAACGCGAAGAAGGCGCUCGACGCAGCCAAGACCAUCAAGACCAAGGUGGAGCUCGCCAACCAGUUCGACCUCUCAGAUGACGACCAGGUCAAGGCCUACCUCGCGAAGCUGGCCCAGAUCAAGAGCAGGGCGAAGGUCAUGAUCGCUACGCGGCAGGGUUCGCAAGGUACUGGCACCAAGAUCCAGACCGAAGGCAAGAACCAGCAGACCAAUUCAGACGAUGCGAAGCCCAUCGUCACCAUCUUCCUGGCCAACGUUACGCAGUGCAACACGGCCGCCAAACUUUUCAUCGAGGGCAAGAGCAAGCAGUACGACAUCAUCGCGCUGAGCGAGCACCACCUACGUGGACCAGCAGCAGAGGUCGAGGGCCACAGCAUUUUCGCCAAGGGUAUCCAUGACAUCACCAUGGCGAAGUGGCAGCUCAAAGGGCAGCAGAUAGCAGUAAUCACGGCCUACCUCACAGCAUCCAUCGGCUUCACGGGUCGCCCCAUACCCAUGACGGAAAUUCAAAGAGAGAAAGGUAUCAAGCGGCAACAGCGCGACCGCACCCAGUACAACGAAAUGGCCAAGUACCUUGAAGACGACCUCUUGGACAGCAAGCUCCUGGACACGUACUACACGCAGACUGUGGCCAUGCGAUGCGACCAGAAUAUCUGGGAUGAGUGCCGAGACAAGGAGGCACCUGGCCGAAUCCGAGGCGCGCCGUUGUGGGUGCAGAAUUCGAUAGCGUACAAGCAGGACCCGCGCAUGAGUGAGUUGCUGGGUAAGUUGUAUGGCAAGUGGGCGAAUGCGGCGGAGCGGGCACUCUCGACCAUCACGGAGGCACCGAUCCACCCACGAGCGAGACGUGGACAGCGAACGCGCUACAAGGAGGUACCCUACCCGCAGCGCAUCGCAGGCAAGCCAAAAGGUAACACUAAAGCGGACGAGCAGCAGCACACCAGCAUCCUCUGGACGGCGCUCAAUCAGCGUUGCCGAGACGGCGUUCUGCUCCUCCAAAGGCACCCGAUAGAGAGCAAGCACCACUUGGACGCUGUCAGCCUCAUCAUCAAGAAUGUAGUCACGCAGAUCGACAAGCUUGAAAAGACCAACGUAGCGGAGACCGACGACCUGGAUGAGCAGGCGGCCCUUUUCGCCAAACGCGCCAGCUCCCUCGGCCACGACAUCGACCCCGACACGCACACGGAUAAUAUCACCGAGUGGCAG